CAAUUAUUCCCAUUGUACCCAAUAAGUUUUCUCUAAUUUAUACCCAUCUUCCUAAGCACAUUCCGGUUCAUACCUUCUUUCAAUCUGUUCUGAUAAGGGCUUGAUCAAACGGGGAACUGUUGAACUCCAGAGAUGUUAGGGAAAACACCAGAAACGAUUUGUGGAAAGGCUCGAGAUGAGCCCAAAGAAAAUAAAAAGAGUGAGGUUGUGAAAAUCAAAGGGACAAUAAAGUUGAUGAAGAAGAAUGUUUUGGACUUCAAUGAUGCGGGUGCCUCGUUUCUUGAUCGGGUGUACGAGAUCUUUUGCAGAGGUGUCUCACUUCAGCUCAUCAGCGCCGUUAAUGGCGACCCAGCAAAAGGAUUAAAAGCGAAGCUUGGUAAAGCAGCAUUCGUGGAAAACUGGAUUUCAACAUUCACAUCUGUGUCGGCUGCAGACGCUACAUUCAACAUUUUUUUUGAGUGGGAUGAAUCCAUGAGCGUUCCUGGUGCCUUCAUUAUAAAAAAUUACCAUCACAAUCAGUUCUACCUUAAGACAGUAACUCUAGAAGACGUUCCUGGACAUGGUCAAAUCCAUUUCAUUUGCAAUUCUUGGGUUUACCCAGCACAUCGUUACAAAUACAAUCGUGUCUUCUUUGCAAACAAGGCCUACCUACCAUGUAACACUCCAGAACCACUACGCCAGUAUAGAGAAGAAGAACUCAUUAAUCUUCGUGGAAACGGAACGGGCAAGCUCAAGGAGUGGGACAGAGUCUAUGACUAUGCACUCUACAAUGAUUUGGGAAGUCCGGACAAUGGCAAAAAAUAUGAACGGCCUGUGCUUGGUGGAUCGGAAGAGUUCCCAUACCCCCGAAGAGGAAGAACUGGUCGUGCACCGACAAAAAAAGAUCCUCACACUGAAAGCAGAUUGCCACUUCCUAAUCUAGGCAUAUAUGUUCCACGGGAUGAACGGUUCAAUCACGUGAAGUUUUCAGAUUUGUUUGCCUGUGUUCUCAAAGCUAUAGGCCAGUUAUUGGCUUCAGAGAUCAGUUUAUUUGACACAACUCCUACCGAGUUUAACAAUUUCAAAGCGGUACUAAAGCUCUAUGAAGGUGGGAUUAGGUUACCAAAUUGGCAGACACUAACCAAACUCAGGGAACGCAUCCCAUGGGAGAUGCUCAAGGAACUCCUUCGUAAUGACGGUGAGGCACUAUUCAAAUUCCCCAUGCCUGAUGUAAUCAAAGAGGUUAGGUCUGCCUGGAGGACGGAUGAAGAAUUUGGACGGGAAAUGCUCGCUGGAGUAAACCCUGUCGUCAUCUGUGGGCUCAAGGAGUUUCCACCUGCUAGCAAGCUAAACCCUGAAGAAUAUGGCAAUCAAACCAGUACAAUCAAAAGGGAGCAUAUUGAGAAGAACAUGAAUGGACUAACUGUAGAUGAAGCACUUGAGAAUAAGAAGCUCUUCAUAUUAGAUUAUCAUGAUGCACUGAUGCCUUACCUGACAAAUAUUAACUCGACUACCACGAGGACCUAUGCCAGCCGAACGCUCCUGUUACUCCAAAACAAUGGGACAUUGAAGCCACUGGCAAUUGAGUUGAGCUUACCACAUCCACAAGGAGUCAAAUAUGGAGUCACCAGCCAAGUCUUCACUCCAGCAGAGCAUGGAGUAGAAGGUUCAGUAUGGCAGCUGGCCAAAGCUUAUGCUGCUGUCAACGAUUCUGGCUAUCAUCAGCUCAUUAGCCACUGGUUGAACACCCAUGCAGUAAUAGAGCCGUUUGUGAUUGCAACAAACAGACAAUUAAGCGUGCUUCACCCAAUAUAUAAACUUCUUCAUCCCCAUUUCCGUGAUACAAUGAAUAAUAAUGCGCUGGCUCGGCAUGCCCUCAUCAAUGCAGGUGGGCUGCUCGAGAAGACAAACUUUCCAGCUAAAUAUUCCAUGGAAAUGUCUGCUGCUAUUUAUAAGAACUGGGUUUUCACAGACCAAGCCCUUCCUACUGAUCUGCUCAAAAGAGGAAUCGCAGUUCCAGACUCAAGCCAGCCGCAUGGGCUCAGACUUCUAAUCGAGGAUUAUCCCUAUGCAGUUGAUGGGCUUGAAAUAUGGUCUGCAAUCGAAACCUGGGUCACAGAGUACUGCUCUUUCUAUUACCCUACAGAUGACAUGAUUCAAGAUGACUGUGAACUCCAAUCAUGGUGGACAGAGCUCCGCCAAGUGGGCCAUGGUGACAAGAAAAAAGAGCCAUGGUGGCCUAAGAUGCAGACAAGAGCUGAACUCAUCCUAUCCUGCAACAUUAUCAUAUGGGUGGCUUCUGCUCUACAUGCAGCUGUCAAUUUCGGGCAAUAUGCUUAUGCCGGCUACAUUCUGAACCGCCCAACCAUAAGCCGCCGUUUCAUGCCGCAGCCAGGCACUCCUGAGUAUGCUGAGCUUGAGUCAAAAGCUGAAAAGGCCUUCCUGAAAACAAUCACAAGCCAAAACCAAACACUGUUGGGUGUGUCUAUGAUGGAGAUUUUGUCCCAGCAUUCUUCAGAUGAGAUUUAUCUUGGGCAGAGAGAAACACCCGAAUGGACUUCUGAGGCUCAACCACGAGAGGCAUUUGAGCGAUUUGGAAGAAAUCUGGUAGAAAUCGAAGGUAGAAUAAUGGAUAGGAACAUGGACAAUAAAUUGAAGAACCGAGUUGGGCCUGUCAAAGUGCCUUACACCUUGCUCUAUCCUAACACAUCCGAUACCAGUAAAGUUGGCGGACUUACUAGCAAGGGAAUUCCCAACAGUGUGUCGGCAUGA
This is a messenger RNA of Ilex paraguariensis (yerba mate), 2751 nucleotides long. NCBI's taxonomy places the organism in Eukaryota, Viridiplantae, Streptophyta, Magnoliopsida, Aquifoliales, Aquifoliaceae. The record is from the annotation of a GenBank genome assembly.